AUGAGUGACGAGGCUGAGGCAGCCGAAACUCGAAGUCCGCUAGUAUGUAAUGUGGUGCGCUUCGUACUGUCUCAGUGUGAGUCCCAGGUGCGUUCGACAGUGCUCACGAAGACCAGGUUUACGAAUGCGGCACGCGACAUAGCGGCCGCUGAAAACAUCACUACCACCAAAUAUGCGAAGAUAUUCGAUGAGGCAAACGCCGUUCUCGAAGAAGUAUACGGGUUCAGGCUCGUGGGUAUUCCCAACAAGAAAAGCGCCUCGAACAAGGCCUCCAGGACUGGCGAUGCCGAGGCUGCGGAUGGCGAUCCCGGCUCCACACCUAUCACAGAUUUGGGAUUCAAGGGCGACCGCUUCAUACUCUGUAGUACUAUCAAGGCCCCGCCCGCAUACAUGCAGAUGGUGCUGGACCAGAGCCGGCAGCUCUACGUUAAGAGACUAGGCAGUGGACAGUACGAACCCGGCACGGAAACUGACCACACUCUCACUAGCCAGUUCGACACAGAUCAGAUCCUCGCUCUUCAGGGGAUCAUGGCUGUGGUCAUUUGCAUCAUACUGUUCUCCAAGAAUAAUGCCUUGGAGCAGGAGCUGCUGACACACCUUGCAAAGUUCGGCAUCCCCACCGAUGGAUACGCCGUUCCGAUCAUUAACAUGCGCAUACAGGACGUCCUCUCGUAUAUGGUCCGGCUGGAAUACAUUCAAAGGACGGCGCCGGCUGCCUCCGAAACAGGCGCGCUGGACUCGAUCUUUUACAGUGUGGACCGCCGUACGCAAGUUGAAUUUCCGCAGGAGUCGCUCGUGGAAAUGUGCCAACGUUUGUUGGGGCUCGAACAGACUGCCGUCCAAUCGCUUCGGGAGUCUAUCGCCCUUUCCAUCGGAGAUGCCUACAGUAUCUGA
Messenger RNA from Eremothecium gossypii ATCC 10895, 894 nucleotides. RefSeq names its product Smc5-Smc6 complex subunit NSE3 (gene NSE3). The coding region runs from base 1 to 894 and encodes 297 amino acids. Gene Ontology annotation, biological process: DNA repair. The transcript has a single exon. The record is from RefSeq and is marked provisional. Gene Ontology annotation, cellular component: nucleus. Lineage: Eukaryota; Fungi; Ascomycota; Saccharomycetes; Saccharomycetales; Saccharomycetaceae.